GCAUGAAAUUUGUGUCACAUUGUUCCAUUGAAUCUGUAUUUUUAUAUUAAUUUACAAAAGUUAAAAAAAAUAUUUUAAAAACUGAAAAAAUUAAAAUUUGUCUAUUGAAGAUUAAUUCCAUCUAUUACUGAUAGAUAUAAAAAAGGGUAUGUUUCUUCAUGAUAAAUAUAAAUCAAGAAAAAUAUUAAAUAUCAUCAACAAUGCAGAAAGAAUUAAAUAACAUAAUUGAAAAAUCAUUACAAAAAGCUUAUGAUCAUGAUAGAACUGGGAAUGUAGGAAAGGCAUAUGCAUAUUAUACUGUUGUAGCAGAAUUAUGUCCUAGGAAAAGAUCAGAAAUUGAAGAAGCAUUUGUUGAUGUUCUCUGUCAAUGGGGAAUUCAAUUAGCAAGAGAAAAUAGAUUUGCAGAUGUUUUUUUAUGUUACAAGCGUUCAUUAGAUAUUUAUCCAAAUAAUUCUCGUAUGUUAAAUAAUUUUGCAGCUCAUCUUUUAAGGAAUAGUGAUCCAAUAGAGGCAAUAAAAUUCUUAAAGAGAGCUCUGCAAGCCAACCCUAAUUUUUUACCUGCUGAAAGAAACUUGCAAAAUGCAUUUAGCAUGGCUGUAGAUAGAUGGCAUUUUCCAAUGUUGAAUGAUAAACAUAGAAAUGCUGCAUUUGAAUGUGUAAUUCGUAAAAGAAUUUCUCAAGGAUAUGAUACUGUAUUAGAUGUGGGAACUGGUACAGGGUUAUUAAGUCUAUAUGCACAAAAUGCAGGUGCCAAAGAAAUUUAUGCUUGUGAAUGUUCACCAGUAAUGUUAAAAAUUGCAAAGAAAGUAUUUGAAACUAAUGAUGCUAAGAACAUAAUAUUAUUGCCCAAACUUUCUUCAGAUCUUGUAAUUCCUACAGAUAUUAGAGAAAGAGUAAAAUUAGUAGUUACAGAAACUUUUGAUGCUGGUUUAUUUGGAGAACAUGUGAUACCAUCCAUGAUAAGUGUACAUUUGAAUGUUUUGGAUAAAAAUGGUAUAGUGAUACCAAUGGGAGCUACACUUUAUGUAGCUGCUGUUGAAUGUGAAUAUAUAAGAAACAAAUCAGCUGUGAUUUUUGAUAAAAUAAAACAUUUUUGUCCUUUAAACUUUGAUAAUAUAUCUGUAUUAUUAGAUGAGGAAUAUUAUGAUACGGAAAAUUUAAAAAAUGUGGAUGUUACUUAUAUAGUAGAACCUACUGCUUUUUUUACUAUUAAUUUUAAUGAUUUAUCAGAUUUACAACAAUUUAAUAUUGAUGGCAUAAAAAACAUAAUAAAUAUAACAUGUAAAUGCAAUGGUACUAUAGAUGGUUUAAUAACAUGGUUUAAAUUACAUCUUGAUGAAGAAAUAACAAUAGAUACCUCAGAAAAGAAAUCAUGUUGGCAAGUUGCUAUUUUUCCUACAAUACCAAAAUUAUUGAAGAAAGAUGAUAUAAUUAUAAUUAAAGGAGAAAUGUUAAAAGGAAAACUUAAAUGUUCAUAUACAUUGAAUAAUUGUCAAUAUGAUAACUAUGAUUAUAAAUUUUUAUACCGUUUACCAAAAGAAGUUGUAACAUUUUUAAAUGAUACUGAAUAUAUAAAAUUACUUACUGAAGUUAGUAAAUCAUUUGUUAACAAAGAAAUACACAGUAUUUUAGAUACUUCUCCAUUUCCUAUUUAUGGAUUAAUGUUAUUAAAAGAAAAUAAAUACAGUGACGUUUUAUAUUAUAAAAAUGAAAAUAUAAUGUUUCAACAAUUUAUUAAACAAAUAGCAGAGCAAAAUGGUUUCAAGAAUAAACUAUGUAUUGUAUCGAAAUAUAAUCAUAUUAAACAUUCUUUAGAUACAAUAUUUAUUCAUGAUUUUGACAUUAAAGGAGAAUUAAAAGAUUGUAGUGAAGAACACAAUCAUGAAUUUUUCAGAUGUUUACUUAAACCAAAUGGCAUUUUAUUGCCUGAACAAAUAUUUUUUGUAGGCCAACUUGUAUUUUCGGAUGAUUUGCCAAAUAUGGUUUAUGUAGAAGAUAAAAAUUUACAAAAUAUGUCGACAAUUACAUUUAAUACAUCAAAUUUUGAAAAGGAAGUUCAUAAUACUUUUAAUAGUACGACUUCUUAUGGUAUUGCACAAUAUAUUAAUGAAUUUAAGAUAAAUCAAAUUUUCGAUUUGAAUUCAAGUUUAUAUUUAUAUGAACCUUUAUCUGAUGUAAAUGUAUUGAUAGAAAUGAGAGAAAAUGAAGUUGCUGAACGUGUGAUAAAUUUUGGAAAAAUUAGUGCCACUAAUAAUAAAUUAUUGCCAAAUGCUUUAGUAUGUUGGUAUAAAGUUAGAUUAACAUUAAAUCACAAUUAUGAUACAAAAAGAAAUGGAUCAUUUAUGAAUCAUACAGCAAUAUUAUUAGAAGAUGAAUUAAAAAAUUCUAUUUUACAAGGUAAUGAGGUAUGUAUAAAAGUUCAGCAAGCUGAAGGAAUAAUUCGAAUAAAAGUUAAAUAAUUUAAAAUACAUACAAUUUUAUAUGAUUAUAAUAUACUUAAAAUGUACAUUUGCUUACAUACUUCAAAAAUUGAAGUAUAAUAUAAAAUAAGAACACCAUGUACAUACAAUAAAAUUUAUACA
Messenger RNA from Apis laboriosa (Himalayan honeybee), 2582 nucleotides. Its product is annotated as protein arginine N-methyltransferase 9-like. The transcript has 8 exons. NCBI's taxonomy places the organism in Eukaryota, Metazoa, Arthropoda, Insecta, Hymenoptera, Apidae. Bases 201 to 2459 code for a protein of 752 amino acids. Gene Ontology annotation, molecular function: protein binding; protein-arginine omega-N monomethyltransferase activity. The record is from RefSeq and is a predicted model, not a curated record. Gene Ontology annotation, biological process: peptidyl-arginine methylation.